This is a messenger RNA of Empidonax traillii (willow flycatcher), 2944 nucleotides long. It is a transcript of the gene TRIQK, whose product is annotated as triple QxxK/R motif containing. Gene Ontology annotation, cellular component: endoplasmic reticulum membrane. The record is from RefSeq and is a predicted model, not a curated record. NCBI's taxonomy places the organism in Eukaryota, Metazoa, Chordata, Aves, Passeriformes, Tyrannidae. The coding region runs from base 253 to 513 and encodes 86 amino acids. The transcript is spliced from 4 exons.
UGGGGCUUUUUGGUUGUUUGUUCUUUUUUUUUCUUAAUCAUGAAUGAUACAGAAUAAGCUUAUAUGCAUUUGAAGAUUCCUCACUGACUUCUGCCUGUCCUGUGACUUCAUAGCUCUCGCUGUUCCACUCUGCAGCCUUUUCAGAGAUGGAAGCCAGUUUGUGUGCCAGUUUUGUAGCAGGUACGGAAAAAUCCUCCCUGUUGGUCACAAGUAUGGAAUGGAGACUGGUCAUUGAUUUUUGGAUUGAAAGCAAUGGGUAGAAAAGAUGCCUCUACAUCAAGGACUCCUGUUGACCAGUACAGGAAACAAAUAGGAAAACAAGAUUAUAAGAAAACCAGGCCUAUGUUAAGAGCUACAAGAUUAAAAGCAGAGGCCAAGAAAACUGCACUAGGCGUAAAGGAAGUUGCCCUUGUCCUUGCAGCUAUACUGGUAUUUUUGUUGGCUUUCUAUGCUUUCUUUUAUCUUAACAUUUCCAACGAAGUUGACCUUGAUCUGGAUCCAGAUGAAAACUAGCAGAUGCAAUGAAUCUAUCAUCAAGAUUUCUUCAGCUUCAAUAAGACUUCAUAGGAACACGCAGCCUCUUCACUGAGAGACAGUAAAUGAUACCAUUUCUUACAGUCCAAAUUCAUAAGAAAGUUUUGCAAUACAUCAGUCCCUUUUACAUUCCAGAUCUCCAAAAUAAGAACACUUAUGCUUGGCCAAGUGUAUUUGAUUAACACCAAGGCCAGGACCAACAGUACAAUACACGAAAUUUAUUGUUUACAUUAUUUUUGUCUCAGGCAGAGAACUUUGAUGUCAAAAGACAGGUGCUAUUACUAUCAUGGGUAUUGAUGCUGACUUCACAGAAGUGUCUGCCUUGACCAACCUGAGGAAUCAAAGCUUCCUAAUAACCAAAUUAGUUUCCUUUUCCAAAAGAAAGCAGAAUUACCAAAUAAAAAAUCUUUUAUUUAAAAUAUAUCAAACUCCCCUCAUCCUCCCUUUCCCUUUUAAUCUUUCUUGGGCAUGUGUGUACACGCGCGUGCAUGAAGAUGGAAGAAAUUGUAGGGGGAAAAAAUUCCUUUUAGGAGCAGUCUGUCACCUUCAUAUGGACUUAAUUUUAUGUAAUCCCAGAUUCUGUGUGCCCAUAUAUCUGCAGUAAUCUUUUUCAUUCUUUUGCCAACUGUUCGGCACACAUGUGUUCUGUUAGAAAUGGCACCUGGAUGACAGAAGCUCUAACAUUCACAUAUGCUUCUGAAACACAGUUCUUUGCCUCCUGUGCUGUCUGAACUAGUGUAAAUAGAAAGUUCAGUUGAUAUUGGUUUUAAUUAGUAUAUUGGUCUAUUAUUAAUAUAAAGUCAAAAUUGUAUUUUAAUUAUACUCUUCCUGAUGGCUGUGGUAUCAAUUGGCUUUACUUGUUGGGGCAUGUUGUAAAAAUCCAUUCUUUUCCAAAUAUACAAUCAUUUUAAUCGUCUAAUUAAUGUGAGAAGUUGUACAUAAUAAGAAAGCACUUUUUUUUCCAGGUGUACUAAUAAUUGGGUAAAUCUUGGCUCCAUGAGAUGCCUCUGUUUUUGCAAAGUACCUUUCAUAUUCGCCUUUCAUAUGCACUGUAGAUAACAUUUCUGAUCCCUUUAAUAGCCACAAGUAGCUUGAAGGAGUUGGUAUGUCAGAGCAGCCGCAGGAAUCUUUAAAAUUCUGGCUUUAUCCUGUUCUGCUUCAAGUUUGGCAUAUAACUAAGCUUGUGGAUGUAAAGGUUCAGCUUUGAUUCCUUUAAACAUGUGGUCAGUCAUUGUCUUGUUCAGAUUCAGUUUGAUAUCAAGAAAAGCUUAGAGCCAUUGGUGCUGAAUGUGACAAGGAAGUUAGGCAGACUGACUUCCUGAAAAGUUUUCAUAAUUCUUAAGUUGUAUUAGCAAACUAGCUUCACUUUACCUUUGAUACCAAGUUCAGGGCUGAAUGUUAGGUUUAAUUGCAACUGAGGUAUUUACUGUCUUGUUCCUGAGAUACCUGACUAAGAUUUCUUGCAGUGAUUUUGAAGACAAAGGGAUACAAAUCACAGCAAAUAUUAUAGUGGAAAAUAUAUUUCUUUUAAAUUGACACAGUCCCAUUAUCACCACUUAAGAAACUUAGAUCAAUACAGUUAAUUUUUAAACCAUACAGUAACUGUGAGCAUAUACAUUAUGAGUCUCUAAGGAUUCUUUUCUUAUCUGUCAUACUCCUCAUUCGCUUUAUGCAAUGCAAUACAAUUCCUCUAAAAACUGAGAGUACAACAGUCUUCCAAGAAGAAUAUGAAAGAGAAACAUGUAUGUGCAAAUAUUUCUCAUUUUCUAAUUAUGACUGUUACAGACACAAAACCCUAACAUAUAUGCAUGCAGACUUAUAGUCUGAUGCUACUUGCACACAUGACCACAUGCAUAGCAACAUGCUGAAUUUAUGGUGAAACAUUAUCUGACAUGUGGCCCAACUUUCAGUGAAGGGAAAAGCGUAUCACGAGCUGUCUGCUCGGAUGUGACGCCUUUCACUUCACCAGUGCCCCACCACAUGUCACAGAAGCUGCAGACCUUUCCUGUUAAUUUGCAUUAGCAAUUUUCUUGUUCUAUAAGAUGCUGGAAGAAUUGCUUUCUUAAUGUCUGCAUACAGCUCUCUGGGUGAUGCGUGGCCUAAGAUGUGUAGUUACUCUCUUCCCACGGGCUGUCUUUUAACGUGUUCUCUGAAUCAGUUACAAUAAGAAGCAAGCAAUUCUUACUGUCAAAUUUAUGAAGUUCCUAGAACAGGAAUAUUGCAUUUCCCAUAAUUAUGAAUCAGACAAAAACUAAAGGACAUAUAUAUUGUGAUUCUAGCAACUUCCCUGAUGUGUGGCUUAUGAGUCCGUAUUGCCCACAAGUGCCAUAGUUUGCAGUGUGUUUGCUUUGUUUAGAUUAGGCAUUAUCAUUUGCAUGAAAGAUCAUAGACUUGUAGAAUGGAUCAUAGA